AUGGACAAUUCAAUGAAAACCGAGGAGGAAGCUAAGGCGUGGCAGAACGAGGAGGCGGACAAGGCGCUGGAGAUCAUGGGCAGUAUCCAAGAACAACACGAAGAAUUUGAGUACCAGCGAGUGCAGCGGGAGCGGGAGCUUGCCAAGCAAGACGGCGGACGACUUCUGUCUACCGCGGCCUCGAGGAAGAUUAACGGGUGUGAGAGCAUUAGUGGAGUCGCCCCGGAGUCGCCGAGCAUCGACAUCCGCUUCUUCUCCUACAAGGCGUGGCAAGUCAGCGUCCUCCUCCUCCUCGUACUCAACGGGUUCCUCAUGACGCUGUUCCUGGACGAGAUGUAUGAACCCCAGCGCCACAUCUUCUACGACUUUGUGGUCGUCAGCAGCACGCUGCGCAUCGAUUUAAACACGCCCAGCAGCGUGGUGGAAACCUUCAGCGAGGUGAUGCGUUUGCGGUCCGAGUUCGCGGCCUCACUGCACCAGCACCUAACUCCCCAGGAGCUCACUAUUGCCGACCUUCAGGAAGAAUUAAAGGCGCGAGACGCUGCAGGCUCGGGGCUCAUCGAAGUGGACGAGCUCCGAUCUGUGCUCGAGAAGUUUGGCUUCCGUCUCACGCGGUUCCGCUUCAACAGCGUCGUCACGUACAGCCAAGUCGUUCGUCUUGAGGCGAUGACUGAGAACGAGCACCUCGUUGAGAAUGUCCAGGCCGCUGAAUACCCGGCCCACCCGCUACUGCGACCAAGUGUGCUGAUCUAUGACAACGUGGGGCAAGCAAGUGCACUAUCGCAGUCGAACUACAGUUUAUUCGCUUCAACGCGUCAGCUCCCGCUGGCCCAGUCAAGCAUGAAAGCGGAGCCGCACCCAGACCACUUCGUAGCCCUGCAGAGAUACCGGUAA
Molecule: messenger RNA, 894 nt
Organism: Phytophthora sojae
Lineage: Eukaryota; Oomycota; Peronosporomycetes; Peronosporales; Peronosporaceae
Exons: 4
Coding region: 1-894 (297 amino acids)
Molecular function (GO): calcium ion binding
Source: RefSeq, a predicted model, not a curated record